CCUCACUACUUUGCGUGUCAAACCUCGCGCCCUCAAUCCAUCGCGGAUUUGUUUCAAUUUUUUAAAAAAAUGAAAUACAAUGUUUAAAAAUGUUAAGCUGUAUGCAUGUGUACAUGUACAAAUCAUAGUUUUAUAAAUUCAUAUCAUUCAUAAAACGAGAUCUAUAUAAAAGAAAAUUAGGUCCAGGUCGAAAUGAUCAUACGUCGAGCAGGAUUUUCCCAUAAGAAUACAUUAUAAAUCCAUUAAUUCCUUCCACAGACCGAAAACCUAAAUUCUUAAUAGAUACUAAUGUUUCUAUCGCAAAUAUCAAUUACAAAGAGCAAAACAAAUAAAUUAUAAAUAAAAAUCGGAAUGAUAAUAAAAAUAACCGGGUUCUAAUGUGGCGAAUGUGUUUGAGUGGUGUACCUGAACACAUCGCGUGGCUGACUUGAUACUUUCACUUUGUUUACUUGCUGUGGGGGACACAAGGCGUGUUUUGUUCCACAAGUUGAUGGAAUAAAUGCUUAGAAACCUGACGAAGCUGGCGAUUUCUUUGGCAAUGUUACCACAAUAAUAAGUGCCACCUUAACUUUUAAAGAUUGGCGACCGGAGGAGGACCGUCAUAGACCGUCUGCGGCUGUGUUGUUGAGCGAGCCAUAUCACGGAUGCGCACCCCAUGCUCAUAUUUUUCUAUCAUAUCUAUCUUCAUGUCAAUGGUAACAGUAGGCAUCACCUUUUUCCUUUUUUUCCACCACCUGCACCAACAUUGUUGGAACCAAUGUUGAUUUCUCUCAUAAGACAGUCUGCCAUGCGUCAGUCUUGCUGGAAAACAAAGAAACUGGUGCUGUCAUAGAUCGACGUAUUUAGAGCAUGUCGUUGGGUGUAGAAACAAAUGCCGUGUCAAAUUUUACGUCGGAUGUCGAAAAGAUCGUGUGUCGAAAGCGAUCGUAUGUCGAGGUACCAUUGUAUGUAUUUAUUUCAAAUGCUGUUAAAAUCUGAAUAAAAACAUUGAACACAAAAUAAAAGAAAAAAGAAGUAAAUACGCCUGGCCUGUACUUCGCGGAUUUUAGAUUUUCGCAGGGGGAGGGUGCGGUCCCCAUUAACCGUGAAAAACGAGGGAUGACUGUACACAGUAGUCGCCGGAAGUCUUUCGGGUUUUAUGGCGGUUAGCACCUAACGUUCAGGUGCGUUAACGCCGACUACUGUACACCUUAGAUACUAUACCCAAGUUCUGUCUCCUUCAAAAACCCUAUAACUGUAAAUCUUUCUUUUUUACCCUAAUGCACUUAUUGCAACAAUAUGUACUGACAAACUAUCCUAUUGAUAUUCCCGCCACGCCCUUUAGAUGGCGGUAUACCCUGCACAUUCCACUUUGCAGGCUUCAAGUUGCUUAGGAGACCAUGUGUUUACUUCCUAUUCCACUAUAAACUUUUUUUGACCAAAGUUGAAUUGAAACGAUGUUUUUUUUUUUUUUCAUAAUCACACAAUACUAGUCUAUUAAUUUUUAUAAUUCUUUUUUUUUCUUAAAUGACUCUGAGAUGAUACAGGGCAGUUCAAAUUUAGUAAGGUAUUCUAAACUCUGUCAUCCUGACUGCGACGGUCAGCACGACGAUGGUUUGCAUGAAGUCCCGUUGUUCUUUGUUUUAACUUAUCAGAGAUAUGAGGGGGACACCAGAGAAGGCAUGUUCCAUGGGAGAGGAACUGCCAAGUUUAAAGGAGGCCAUUCUUAUACGGGUAUGUUCUCCUUGGGAGCUAUGCAUGGACAAGGCGUCUUUACCUGGGCUGACAAGGUGACUUAUGAGGGCGAGUUUGUGCGCAACAUGCCGAUGGGCCAGGGUAAGUAUACUUGGCCAGACGGCAGUACUUAUGAAGGUGACGUGUGGUAUGGUGUCAGGCAUGGCAAUGGAAUCCACAAAAGCGGCAAUGUGACAUACAAAGGGCAAUGGAAUCACAGCAGGAGGCACGGAAAGGGUACUGUGUAUUACAACCAAGAAGAGACAUCUUGGUACAAAGGCAACUGGGUGUUGAACGAAAGAGUGGGCUGGGGAGUAAGAUGCUACCCCUCUGGAAACAUUUAUUUUGGUGAGUGGAAGCAGAAUUUGAGAUAUGGAGAGGGCACCAUGAGGUGGCUGAGUCUGGGACAGCUCUACGUUGGGAACUGGCAUGACGGGGUCCAGGGUUACAGGCAUGGACCGGGAAUCUUUUACUACGCUGGCGGGGCCAUCUAUGAAGGAGGAUGGCAGGACAAUAAAAAACAUGGGAAGGGAAAGGUUACCCUUAAGGACGGCUAUGAAUUUGAAGGACAAUUCCUUAAUGACAAGAUGGUAUCUCCCAUUAUGACAGCAAACCAAGCCCCUGUUCUACAUGGUAUGGCUGAAUCUCUGGGACCGGACAUGACUGUCAACAUAGAUUGCGCUUUGGAAAAAAUCCCAAAUAGAAACCAAGCUGUUGAGCACAAACAAGUUAGGUUUUUACUGCUCAGGUACAAGACAGAGCUGAGGUCCAUCUAUCGCUUCUAUUGCCGACUGGGCCAACCUCAGAUUCCAGGCGGCGCCUUCUUGCUGUCCCGCAUGCAGCUGUGGCGCUUGCUCAAAGACUGUUACGUUCACCAUCGGUGCGCCAGCUUGGCGCAGCUCGACCUUUACAUUCGAGAUAACCCAGACCCAGCAGAGGUUCACUCCCCCUUUACUCCCAUAAUGCUCAGUCGCUUCCUCAGCUGCCUUGUGAUUAUUGCCUACCACAUCUAUCACAAAGAAUUGGAGUCAUCAAAUUACAUCCUGGCUGAAUGCUUCUCCAAAUUGCUGACGGAUGACAUUUUUCCAAAUGCCAAAAACGUCAAAGGCUUCCUUUUUAAACCACCAGAACGAACAAUUGUGGCUGUGGACUUCCUCACAAAAUCGUGGAAGGUUUAUCAGGCCUACUGCAAGGUCAACAAACCCCCUAGGGAUGACAGCACCAUGACAAACCGCCACAUACUGUGGAUGUAUCAGGAUCUCGACCUUUACGAUAGCGAUUUGACCAUCUCUAGGGUAAUGGAGAUCCUCUCUGCAGAGACCCUUGAUCCCAGCAAUAUGUCUGCCUGCAUGGAAAUAGAGAUUGUAUUCCUGGAGUUUUAUGAGGUUCUUCUUGGUUGUGGGGAGGUCAAGUGUCAGCAGAUGACUGGUCCUUACCCCAAGAUUGGACCAUCGCGAUCCUCAUCAGCACUAGCUCGUCAGUGGCAACAAACGCUGGCCCAAGACCGUGAACUGGAUGCAUGGAGUCAUAAAAUCCAUCAUUUCUUCAAACAGAUCUUCUUCCCUGCUGUUGACCUGCUUCACUUACUGUAAUCGGCAAAAGCACGAUUGUAUCUCAGCAGACAGCCACUAAUAUUCUAUCGCUCUUUUUUUUUUUUUCUGCACAACUUUUGUGUCAUUACCAGGAGUGAAAUCGGCUUCUUUACCUGUCCCUGACAUAAAGGUCGGCACUGAGCCUGAUUUGUUUUUUGUGGGGGUGGGUGGGUAGUGCAUGCAUUAGGCUUUUGAACCGUAGCGUACAUAAUGAAAAAUCCCAUAUGAUACACUACGAUUCAAAAGCUUCUUUAGUUUUGUUAACAAAAAUAAAUGCAAUUGACAUAUUAUGCACAGUGAAAUUUAAUAUAUUUUGAAGAUUAGGGGAAAAAAAAGUCAAUGUUUCCGUUAGUUAUUAAGGAAAUAUAUACAGGGUGGUUACUUUAAAGAUACUAGAAUAUUAUACGUUUUUAAAAUUUCACCUUUAUUUGCUAAAUACUGUAAUUUUCAGACUAUAAGCUAUGGGGCGCCGUUUGUAAAGCAGUACAUGCAAAAAAUUACGACAAUUUUCUCACAUUUAGUGCUACAGUGUUUAAAAUGGUUUGAAAUUUUUAGUCACUUUUUUUUUUUUGCACAUUUACAACGCAAUUUAGCAACUUAAUAUUUAGUUUUUAAUAAGAAGUUUUAGACCUGACUGUUUAAAUCCAGAACUGAAUAUUUAAUUUUAAUCAUAAAUUUAGAUCCUAUAUCCUAAAUGUUAAAUCUGGAAACGGUUGGAACAAAAUAUUUAGCUUAAUAUGCAAAUUCACGUGACUGGAGACCGGACGUAACAAAAUAAAAGCUGGAGCAACUCAGACUCUUUACGUUGAUUAAAAAUGAAUAACACCUACUCAACGGUGGCAGUCGGUCGGCUCUUGGACAUGAGUCAUCUUGAUUAAAACAAUAUAUAGCUAAAAUACACAUUUAAGAGAAACUAUUUAAAGAGUAUUUUGUGUGCGCCACCUUUUAUUUGGUUACUUCCGGUCUCCUGUCAUGUGAAUUUCAUAUUAAGCUAAAUAUUUAGUUCGAACCGUUUCCAGAUUUAACAUUUAGGAUGCACGACAUAAAUUUAAGAUUUAUAUUAAAUAUUUAGUUCUGGAUUUAAACAAUCAGGUCCAAAACUUAUUAAAAAAUAUAUAUAUUUAAGUUGCCAGAUAAUGUUUUAAAUGUGUAAAAAAAAAGUGACACUAAAGAUUUUACACCACAUUUUAAACUGUGUGGCGCUAAAUGUGAGAAAAUGUCGUAAUUUUCACCAUGUACUGCUUUACAAACGGUGCCCCAUAGUAAACCACUACUUUUUCCCCUCAUUUUGAAUCCUGUGGCUUAUAGUUCAGUGCAGCUUAUUUUUUGAUUUAUAGGUAACACUUUAUUUGUAAAACCGUCGUAAUUAUGACAUGACACUGUCAUAGGCAUUACUGAAUGCUUAUGACAAUUGUCAUUAAGCGUCAUCAGGCAAAUUAUGUCACUAACUCCAUUUUAGGAAUGCAGCUAUCGAUUAUUUUAGUAGUCGAAUAAUCGAUGAACUAGUUCGUUCGAAUAAUCGAAUAAGGAACAUAAAGAAUUAAAACACCUGAGCUGAGCCUUUAACAGUUUACAAAAUAUAUAAAUGAGGACCUAUGUAGAACAAAAGAACAAUUGGCUAACUUACAUAGCAAAAGUCCGCUAGCUUAAAUGCUAAAAAAUGCUAGCGGUAUUUUUUAUUUAUUCUUUUUUUUUUACAAUGCUCUUAAAUGGUUCAGACACAUAUUCGCACAAAAACGGCUAAAUAUACCUAUAAACUAAGUUACGAAUGCAUUAAAAAAACAUUAGUCGAACAAAAACAUAGCUGAUGUUGGUCUUAACAGGGAGCAGCUGGAUUCAGCCAUGUAAAAUGAGGCAGACUAGAGGGCAGUGUAUCCACCCAAAAACUAAAUGCAAACACUCUCAAAACAAACCAUUACAACACCACUUUAAACGAAUACUCAAAGCAGCAAAAUAUAAUUCGAAUCUUAUUUUUCUAAUCGAAUACUCGAGUUAUACGAUUAAUCGUUGCAGCCCUACUCCAUUUAUGUCCAGUUUGGAUCUUUUACAUGAAUUCAAAAGUGAGCUCACAUUCCCGAUGACACUAAAUGACAUCUGUCAUAAGCAUUCAUUAACAGUCAUGAUGGUGUCAUGUCAUAGUUAUGAUUGUCUUAUGACAGUCUUACGGCACCACUGUCAAAUAAAGUAUUAACAAAUACCAUAACUAGCAAUUAAUGAAACAACAGGAACAGUAACUGAAUAAAUAAUUAGCACAGAACAUGAAUUUUGUCUGUAGCGCUGCAAUGCAUGCAAGGAGGUAUUUUGUACAACAAGUGCUGAUAGAGGUUGGCGGCAGAGGUUGACUGUCUUCCUCCGGGGAGCAGUGAUGGCCAAAUGAAGCUUUUUGAAGCAAUGAAGCUUUGCAGCCAAUUGCUUCAAAGCUUUAUGGUGGUUCAUUUGGCGUUAUGACAGUAUUAUAAUGGCGAAUAAAUUGUUACUGGUUAAUAUCUCGGUGUAAAUAUCCCAUAAUACAGCGAGGACACCUGCAGCUUAUAGACGAGUGCCGCUCAUUUAUGAACAAAUGCGGGUUUCGUCUCAAAUACGGUGGACAGCGGCUUAUAGUCAGGUGCGCUUUAUAGUCUGAAAAUUAUGGUACGUGGAAUAAAUAAUACAAAUCUGUGGAAACCGAUUACGCUACACAAGCACUUAAUUAGGCUUGUUGUUGACACUUUUGUAUGCAAAUUUGACAUUAUUAGAUUGUUCUUCUUGGAGAUAUGUGUGGUGCAGCCUGGCAGGUUGUUUUUUUGAACAUGGGGUUUUGACAGUUGGAGUCAUAUUUUUGGGAUCAAAGCAUUGUUCCAGUUCCGGCCUACCUUCACCCCUGGUCAAUACAUAAAAAAAAACAGAAUACCAUAGGAAGUUUUGGGCUACAAUAUCUUUAUUUGUGUUUCAAAAUAAAAUGCCAACAAUGUUAUUUUCCCUCACAAACAGAAUUAUAAAAGAACUUAUCAAUAUCACAGCGGUGGAGUGAAGUACAUGAGAUCAGUUGGGCAUACAGAUGGCCGGAUUCUGUCUUUGGGAUUCGGAGUGAAGAGAAGCAAAGCUGCCUCUACUGUCUGGCCCUGCAAAGAAUUUGCCAAAAGCAGUACAAAUAUUAAAAUCUUCCAAGAUGCAAAGUACUGGAGUUUUGUAUUAAUUAUAUUAAACGGAAAAAGAUAAGUUUGAACCUGUGGUAGCUGCACGGUUAAUGGGGAAGGUGCUGUUGUGACAGUGUGCAAAACUGAAGAAAAACAGAACAAUAAAAAGAUUUAUAGUGCAGCCAAAAGGAAAAGAAGAAUUGCAGUUAUUCCUUAAUGUGUAACAGAGUAUUGAUUAGAGUGUCAUACAGUUACAUCAUACCUUCUUCCGGGGAUGUCAUAUGUUCAGAUUGUGCAGUGAGGGCCUUUCCCAGCUGGUUACUGUCUGAAGUGUUUUCUAUUUUGGAGGGCCGAGGGGUGACAGGCAGUGGCGACUCUGAACAUCUGAGGGUUUGGUUAUUGGCACGGGCAAGUGGUGUGAGAGUGAGGUUGGACUGAACCGGCGUUCCUCCAGUUGCUCCCAAAGCGAGUGAGCGUCGAGUGACUCUUCUUGGGGUGUGAUUGCACAUGAGGGGAGAGGCCUGUGGAGGAGCUGCAGUGCUCAGGCGGUUGGAUCUUCUCACGCAAACUGUGGAAUACAAAGUAUACAACACUGCUGUUUGAGAAUUCUGGGGGAAUCGUGUAGUUUCAGUUUUAUUUCAACAGUGGAAGUGCACAUACUUAUUAUAUCUCGAGUCACGGGAAUAAUAAUGCAUUGUAAAAUAUUUCAACUGUCAAUUUUUUCCAAUGUCAUUCAGGCCUAAUUUAUAUGUAUAUAGCGGAAAACACAGACACGGCUUGAAAUAAACUGCUGUAUUUUAAGCCAAAACAACUAUUGUGUUUGAUAGAACAAUAUGUCUAUAUGCUGCCACAGCAGUUUCAUGGCGCAUUAAGCACCCAAACUACUUUUAAUUUGUCCA
Messenger RNA from Corythoichthys intestinalis (scribbled pipefish), 7320 nucleotides. It is a transcript of the gene rsph10b, whose product is annotated as radial spoke head 10 homolog B. The coding region runs from base 1518 to 3305 and encodes 595 amino acids. Lineage: Eukaryota; Metazoa; Chordata; Actinopteri; Syngnathiformes; Syngnathidae. The record is from RefSeq and is a predicted model, not a curated record. The transcript is spliced from 17 exons.